AUGAGUCUACGUGAUUGGCACAGAGUUUUGCAUAUAUACGCUAAGGAAUUCAGUACCUCAAAAGCAAUGGCUAAAAGCAAGUACGAAUAUGUGCGAUCAUUUGAGUUUGAAGACAGAUGUUUACAGAAUUGUUGGAUUGUUGUGCGGUUGGAUGGUCGUUCGUUUCAUAGGUUUACAUCCUCACACAAAUUUGAAAAACCAAAUGAUAAAAGAGCUUUAGAAUUAAUGAACAGAUCUGCUGCAGCAGUUAUGGAAGAAUUCAGAGAUGUGUCAUUAGCUUAUGGACAGAGUGAUGAAUAUAGUUUUAUUCUCAGAAAAAAUACAGAUCUUUACAAUAGACGGCAGUCAAAAAUUAUGUCAGCGAUUAACAGCAUAUUUUCUUCAUCAUAUGUAUACUAUUGGAAUACAUAUUUUGAAGAUAAAAAACUUUUAUAUCCACCAUCAUUUGAUGCUCGAAUUGUUUUAUAUCCAACUGAUCAAAAUUUACGUGAUUACCUAAGUUGGCGUCAAGCAGAUACCCAUAUAAAUAAUUUGUACAACACAGCAUUUUGGGGGCUUAUUUCAAUGAAAGGAUUAUCAAAUAAUGAGGCUGAAAAAGUAUUGAGUGGGACAGUGUCGUCAGAAAAAAAUGAAAUAUUAUUUAAAGAGUGUGGAACUAAUUAUAAUAAUGAGUUACCAAUUUAUAGAAAAGGUACAGUGUUAGUAAGAAAACUUGUAAAUUUACCUCCAUCUAAAUCCAAGAAACAUGUCAUAUGUCCAUUACAUGUAGAUAUUAUAGGUGAUAGUUUCUGGGAAGAAUAUAAUGAAAUAUUAAAUUCAAAGGAUGUAAUAUUAAAUAAAGACUUUAAGCCAGAUGAUAUUUUUUACUUGGUAAAACGUUCUUGA
Molecule: messenger RNA, 885 nt
Organism: Macrosiphum euphorbiae (potato aphid)
Lineage: Eukaryota; Metazoa; Arthropoda; Insecta; Hemiptera; Aphididae
Source: the annotation of a GenBank genome assembly